Molecule: messenger RNA, 1344 nt
Organism: Penicillium nucicola
Lineage: Eukaryota; Fungi; Ascomycota; Eurotiomycetes; Eurotiales; Aspergillaceae
Gene: scw4
Product: putative cell wall glucanase (Scw4)
Exons: 3
Coding region: 1-1344 (447 amino acids)
Biological process (GO): cell wall organization; carbohydrate metabolic process
Cellular component (GO): fungal-type cell wall; cell surface; extracellular region
Molecular function (GO): 1,3-beta-glucanosyltransferase activity; glucan endo-1,3-beta-D-glucosidase activity
Source: RefSeq, a predicted model, not a curated record
AUGAAGCGCCUAUGUUUUACCAGGGCGUUGGUUGGGUUUGUGCUUGCUUGGGGCGUUUGUGCUGAGGUUCAAGACCAGACACAAUGCCAAACCGAUCUCACUCCUUCACCGUCUGUUAGAGAGGUUGUUGUCUGGGUGAACGAGGAUGGAGUUCCCAUUAAUCCGGAGAGCAAUGAUGCUUCGCCUUCGAUGGCUUUACAUGGAAAUCCUGCGCCUUCAGUAUCGAUUCCCACCGAUGUUUCACGCUUGGAAUUGGCACCGGCUGGCGCGAAGAAGGAUAUCGAUACGACUGAUCGUAAUGUCCCUGCUCCUCCCAAGGGUCAAAAUCCUCGUCCACUGCCACCAGGACCACCACAGCCAGGGCCACCGCUGCCUCCACCACCGCCUGCUCAGGCUGCUCUUCCUCCAGCCGGUCCUCCACCACCACCACCUCCUCCUCCAGCUCCUCCAUCCGUCCCUCCACACCCCGAAAUCCACCCUCAUCCUCACCCACAUUCACACGGCCACCCCAACCCCCAAGGCCCACAUCAAAACCCAAAUCAAAAUGACCACGGCUUCGGCAUUUCCUACUCGCCCUACAAGGCAGACCGCAGCUGCAAGAACCAAGAAGAAGUGAACAGAGAUCUCGACACCCUCUCCCAGUACAACUUCAUAAGAAUCUACGGCACAGACUGCGACCAAACCAAAACCGUCUCAACCGCCGCCCGCAGACACAACAUGCGCGUCUUCGCCGGGAUAUACGACCUAACCGACUUCCCCAACAGUCUCAACGCCUUCGCCGAGGCCGCACCAACAGGACCGAACGGCAAAAAAGACUGGUCAGCCUACCACACCAUCGCAAUCGGCAACGAACUCGUCAACGGCAACACAAACACCCCGGCCGAAGUCGUCUCCGCCGUUAAGCAAGCACGCACCAUCCUUCGCGGACAGGGGUACACCGGCCCAAUCGUCACAGUUGAUACCUUCUCCGUCUUACUCGACCACCCGGAACUAUGCACAGUGAGCGACUACUGCGCCGCGAAUUGCCAUGCUUUCUUCGACGCGACUCAGAGUCCCAGCGGGGCGGGUGCGUAUGCGCUCGAACAGGCGCGUUCGAUCUCUGCUCGUGCGGGUGGAAAACGCACUAUGAUUACUGAGUCUGGAUGGCCGCAUGCUGGGGAUGCGAAUGGGGGUGCUGUUCCUUCUGUGCAGAACCAGGCGGUUGCGGUUGAGAGUCUGAGGAAGAGUUUUGCGGGUAGGGAGCGAGAUCUGGUGCUUUUUACUGCUUUUGAUGAUAUUUGGAAGGAUGAUAAUAGCUUUACUUUCAAUGCUGAGAAGUUUUGGGGCAUUCAUGGUGGUCUUUAG